Messenger RNA from Daldinia loculata, 498 nucleotides. RefSeq lists its product as uncharacterized. The transcript has a single exon. The coding region runs from base 1 to 498 and encodes 165 amino acids. NCBI's taxonomy places the organism in Eukaryota, Fungi, Ascomycota, Sordariomycetes, Xylariales, Hypoxylaceae. The record is from RefSeq and is a predicted model, not a curated record.
AUGGAGGGAACCGAAAAGCUCUCAAGGGUCAGGGCUCAUACCAGCAGAGAGCAAGAAUCCAAGCAGGCCAAAAUGCCCCGUGCCCUCUCCGAAUCUGCGCGAUCAAAAAAGCACAAAACUGUCGAGAUUACCGAGAGAGUAGCACAUAUACAGCAAUGGAGACGGGAUAAGAUCAAACUCCCCAGCCAUCCCAGCAACCCCAGGAAUUUCAAGGAGAAGGUAGGAGAACGCCUCGACCUUCUCCACGGUCGCGUUCCAUCGCUGGAUGCUGGUAAAGAGACAAGGGCAAGUACUAACAGUAGCGAGAAGGAACAACCAGGUUCUCUUCAAAGGAAAGCCAACACUGCAGACUGGCGGCCAAGGCUAAGGCUAACAGAAAAGGGCAAGGGGUUAGUAAGGAAUUUAUCGUGGUCGACCCUCAAGGAGAACGUUAGGCCAAAACAGAAAGAUCCCCUCCACCAGUGGAUGGUUGAUCACUCUGGUGGCACGAUUAAAUAA